Messenger RNA from Oryzias melastigma (Indian medaka), 2079 nucleotides. RefSeq names its product serpin peptidase inhibitor, clade G (C1 inhibitor), member 1 (gene serping1). The transcript is spliced from 11 exons. NCBI's taxonomy places the organism in Eukaryota, Metazoa, Chordata, Actinopteri, Beloniformes, Adrianichthyidae. Gene Ontology annotation, biological process: negative regulation of endopeptidase activity. The coding region runs from base 159 to 1943 and encodes 594 amino acids. Gene Ontology annotation, molecular function: serine-type endopeptidase inhibitor activity. The record is from RefSeq and is a predicted model, not a curated record.
AAACAAACAUCUCUAAACCAACAAUUAGAGAUCAGUCAUUUUCAGUUGAAGUUCAGAGAACGCAGAAACGUAAUGAGCAGAGUUUGAUUGAAGAGGAAAAGUUGGUGAGAAAAAACAGGGGGUGCUACGGAUUUUGGACAAGAGGAAAUUAAGACGCUAUGGGAAGACAGGCUGUGCUCUGCUUUUUGCUCCCGCUCAUUUUUGAGCUUUCUCAGUGCACUCGAAUCCAGACGAUCCACGGCUCGACUCUGGUGCUGCCCUGUGUGCAUCCGGAGAGCGACUCCAACGGGAUGGAAGUUUCUUGGAAAUUCCAAGGAGAGGUCAUACGCCCUGCUCUUAAGCCUGGACCGGCUUCAUUCGCCAAACAAGGCCACCUUGUUAUUUCCCCAGUAACAUAUAGCAGUGCAGGAGAAUAUGAAUGUUUUACAAAUGGGACGAACAUGGAGAUAAUAGGAAAAUAUAGCAUCACAGUGAUGGGAUAUUUUGAAUUCUCCGUGAAUGUGAUUAAAGGCUCCAACGUGCUCAUACCGUGCUAUUACCCAACUUUCGGCCAAAGGGGGGCCAAUGCACUGUGGUUUAAGGAGGACGGCUCUGGCAACAGAAUAAAGCUGGACACUGAGGAUGAGUCGGCUGAAGACAAGAGAGUAGAGCUGCUCUAUCUAGGUGAUCCUGAUCAGACCAUCAUGCUCAGAAAGGCUGUUAUGGAGGAUGCUGGCCUGUACACAUGUGAAAGUCCUGACGGGGAGAAGUUCACCACCGCUAACCUUAGUGUUCAAGCCGCUCCCACCACCCCGCCGCUCAUAUGUGAAGGCUUUGAUGAAGAAUGCCAGGAUGAGAACAGCCGCACAGCUGAAGCUCUGCUGCAAGAAUCACUGACAGAGUUUUCCAUGAAUGUGUUUUCUCACCUCAGACAACUCGAGCCGUCAAACAACCUCCUCUUUUCACCCAUCAGCAUCAGUGGGUUGCUCUCCCAUCUGUUAUUAGGUGCCAGUGAUGACACCCGCAGAGCCCUUCAGAGAGCCAUCUUUGUGCCUCAUGACUUCCACUGCAUUCACUCUCAGAUGAAGAAGCUGAGAGAAAAGACGAGCCAGUCUUUGCAAAUGGCGUCCCAGAUCUACUAUAACCCUCAAAUGAAUCUGAGCGAGUCUUUUACUGAGCGGUCCAUUCAGCACUACGAAGCCAACCCUGUAAAGCUGCUGGAAACCCCAGAGGAAAACGCACUCAUGAUAAACAGCUGGGUGGCCAACAAGACCAAAAACAGAAUCACGCAUUUGGUCAACUCGGUUCCACCCAGCACGGAGCUGAUCAUGCUCAGCGCCGUCUCAUUUGAUGGUCAGUGGAAAAACAAGUUUAAUUUGAAGCGACAAAAGGAAUUCUUCACCAAACUGGAUGGGGAUCUCGUAAAAGUCUCCGUCUUGUAUCACCCAAAAUACAAGGCAGCUGCAAGAACUAUAGCAGGGCUGAAUGCACAGGUGGUCAAGUUGCCCCUCUCUGGUGACAACAGUCUGUACAUCCUACUGCCUCGCAGCAACAAACUAGCUGCGCUGAAGCAAGUGGAGGCGAGCAUGACGGACUCAUCUGUGCGUACAAUGAUACAGCAAAUGAAGGAGGCCUCUCCAGAGCAAAUGGAGAUCACUCUGCCGCUGAUCAAGCUGGAUGUCGAGUCAAACAUCAACGUACUUAUGAAGAAAUUAGGUCUUUCAUCACUUUUCGAGGGGGCCAACUUGUGCGGCCUUUUCCCCGAAGGGAAGGUGGUUCUGGACAGCGCCAAGCACAAAGCCUUUCUGGCACUGACUGAACACGGAGUUCAGGCCGGCGCUGUCACCAGCGUGUCCUUUUCCCGUACCUUUCCUGUUUUUUCUGCCCUGAGACCUUUCAUCCUGAUGCUGUGGAACGACCUGGCGGAUGUGCCGCUUUUUAUCGGCAGAGUGACCGAGCCAUAAAACAUAGAAAGGGGGUGUUUGGUGGUGACUUAAUCCAGAAAGUAGUACCAGUUUUUACUUAAAAAAAUGGCUUUUGACAAACAUUAACGUGGAUGUUCUUUAACCAUGACAAAUAAACACAUAAAUGCAAACACUG